AUGGCGGUGCCGCUGCCGCAGCAGCCAGACCGCCCCUACCCCUCCGGCAGCCUUGUCUACUUCCACCUCCGUCUCGCUAAACAUAAUGUACACGCAAAAUCUGCACAUAGAAUGUUUAUUGGCUCUGUUCAAACAUCUGUAGUUGGCCUAUCCCAUCGGUUUCACAUGCCAUCAGAUGCUGGCAAACAACUAAGAGCCUUAUCUGCAUUUCUUGGAAAAUGCCGUGAGAAUAUGCAUGGGACUACAGAAGUGAUCUUGAAGAGGAACACCAAUAUACCUGCAGAUGCUAAUGCUGUGAGUGUCCUUAUUGCUGAUAUGGAUAAAUUUACUGAGGAAGAUUCUGUCCAACUUGGUUUCUUGCCUAUUGAGGUUGCUAAGUGGGUAGCUCCCCUCAGUGACUCAGGAUUCUUCAGUUUCUCUGGAUUUAUCUACCCUAGAGAAGCCCUGGAGGCUGCAUAUGGAGUUACUAAUACUAAAGUGCAGUUGCUUCUAUACGUAUCAAAGGGUCCAGAGUUUUCUCAAAUUUCAGGGCUGAUAAGCAAUGAGCAUUUUCCACCACUCUGCUCACUAAUAGCAUCCUUGCAGCGGUGCCUUGGACUUUGGCAGUUAGAAGAGUUUCUAAGGUUCUGCUUGGAAUGGAAGAGUUUCACAGGGAACCUUCAAUUUACAAAGGAACCAGGAAAAUUUUCUGCCUUCCAAUCAGAGCCUAAAACAGAAAAAGAACUGUACAUUCAUCAGAAUCAAUUCAGCUUUUACACUUAUUUCUUGUUGCUUGGUGCUUCAUCCAUUGGAACUUCAAUUAAUCCACAGUUCAUUGCAAGCUUUGCUUCUGCUGCUGGUAAACGACCCCAUCAGGAUUUUGACUCUCAAGAAUCUGAUCCGGAGAAAACAUGGCAAAGACUGAGAUCUACCGGUAUAUUUCACUAUGCAAUCCCACAACCAUAUGCCAGGAUAGGGCAUCCUAUGCCUGUUAAGGUUGCUCAAAGACGCUUCAAGUCUUGUUUUGAUGAGCAUUCAUUCGGCUGGACUUAUUGUGGGUCUCACAAUUUCAGUCCGGCUGCAUGGGGACAGCCUCUAUCUCCUCCCUCCAAAGCAAAUCCUAGCGAAGCCAGAUCAGCACCUUCUGGUCCAAGGCUGCACAUUUGCAACUAUGAGCUCGGCAUCAUACUCAUUGCUUCACCACCAGGCAUGCCAAAGCUUGCAAGUGAAAGUAGGCACAGGAUCGAGGGCAUCGUCCUGCCGUUUGUCGUCCCUCCACCGCGAUAUAAGGGGAGUGAUAGGCCAGCGACUCGGCUGGCCAUGCGAGAGGCUGUGGCUGAGGCUUGUGUUCUGCAGGGUAACGGUGUUGUAGAUUUGUCAGAGGAUACUGACGAAGAUGUGCCAGAUGAAGACGAUGAGCAGGUGGUUGAGCUAUCUGAUUGUUCUCAACAAGAGAAGGAAGAAGAGAAGAUUUAUGCAGAGACGCUAUGGGGGCAGAUUGUGGUGUUGGGAGGAAGUGGAUUCGUUGGCUCUGCGAUCUGCAAAGCUGCUGUCUCUAAAGGCAUUGAGGUUGUGAGCUUCAGCAGGUCAGGAAGACCAUCUUACUCUGAUCCCUGGGUUGAUCAAGUCAAUUGGCUAGCAGGAGAUGUUUUCUAUGCAAGAUGGGAUGAUGUAUUGGUUGGGGCUACUGCUGUUGUGUCUACCCUUGGAGGGUUUGGCAAUGAAGAACAAAUGAAAAGGAUAAAUGGUGAGGCAAAUACCAUAGCAGUAAACGCUGCAAAAGAAUAUGGAGUCCCGAAGUUCAUUUUAAUCUCUGUACAUGAUUACAAUCUUCCAUCCUUUCUUCUUACCUCGGGUUACUUCACUGGUAAGAGAAAGGCGGAAUCUGAAGUCCUUUCCAAAUACCCAGCCUCAGGUGUUGUGUUGAGGCCAGGCUUCAUUUAUGGUAAAAGGAAAGUAAAUGGCUUUGAGGUACCGCUCGACGCUGUUGGACAACCAUUGGAGAGGUUGCUCUCCUCUGUUGAAAAUUUCACCAAACCAUUGAGCUCACUGCCUGCCUCUGACCUAAUCCUUGCACCCCCUGUGAGCGUGGACGAUGUUGCCUACGCUGUAAUCAACGGAGUCAUAGAUGACAGCUUCUUUGGGGUGUUCACCAUUGAACAAAUCAAGGAAGCUGCAGCCAAGGUAAGAGUGUGA
This is a messenger RNA of Miscanthus lutarioriparius, 2175 nucleotides long. The record is from the annotation of a GenBank genome assembly. NCBI's taxonomy places the organism in Eukaryota, Viridiplantae, Streptophyta, Magnoliopsida, Poales, Poaceae.